AUGGCUUCUCCUGUGUGCACCGGUACUCCAUCGCAGGCUCAGUCGCAAUCACGGUGUGACGGCUCUACCAAUGAGCUUUUGCUUCGCUUAACGGAACAGCUUAGUGCGUCUAGCGUUAACUUGAAUGAGCAGUUGCGUGAGUCGAAUAGUCGUUUUUCUGCUUUUGUUGAAGAGCAGAGGCGUACUAACAGCGAACUUAUGGAUAAGCUUGACAAGCUGAGUUGUAUUGCAAGCAAUGUCGAGUCCAAUACUAAUCGUAUUGUAGAGUUGGAGCAGCAAUGCGCUGCUCUUAGGAGUGAGAUCCGUGAGCUGAGAGGUGAUCAUGGUCGUUUGCCUGUUCCGCCGACUCAAUCUGAGAAUGAGCUGAUAAUAUCGGGUCUGCCUGGUGUAUUGUCUAUUGCUCCCUCGGUGUGCGUGCGCAAUGUAUUCGCUGCUCUUGACAUUCCUGAUCUAACUUGUCAUGUUCUUGAUGUCAGAGCUGUCAAACAUGCAAAUGAUGUUGAUGUAAAUGAUGUUGCCGCAAAUGAUGUUGACGCAAAUGAUGAUGUUAACGUAAAUGAAAAUAUUGGUGGUGCAGGCGUACAUCAUAUUGUUGAUAUAAAUAAUAUUCCUGUUGUCAUUGAAGGAAAUAAUGAAACUCUUGAUUCCGUACUACGAAACGUUAUUGAAAUAAAAGAAUUGUGUAGGCGAAUAGAUGAACGUUUAAAUACAAUGGAAAAUAGAAACAAUGUCAAUGUUAAUCAUAAUAAUAUUGAUAUGCUUCCGCAAUUACCAAUGAAUAAUAUUGAAGAAAUUGAUAAUUUUGAAAUUAUAUUAGCAUCAGCAGAAGCACAAUCACAAUUAAUUAAUAUGUUAGUUAUGAUAGGCGGUACAACAACAAAAGAUGCAAUGAAAAGAGCACUGCAAAAAUUAUUCACUAAUAAUCUUGCAUCCAAGUGUUCUUGGACUGGAGCUAAAAAUAAUUUUAAACUAAAAGAAUUGAAAAUUAUUAUUUGCAUGAAAGCUUCAAUAAAAAAGACUUGUCCAUCUAUUACUGAAGCUGAAUUUGAAGAUAUUCUAAAAACUUGGUUUAGACAAGCAAACUUGCGGUUACUUCGUGAAAAUGCGAGAAAAAAUGUGAUAAAUAACACAUAAACAUAUUUUACUCUAUCAAGUAAGCUAAAAACUAUUAGUGAUUUUUUUUUAUAAAAAAUGUUAUAUAUAGA
Molecule: messenger RNA, 1205 nt
Organism: Temnothorax curvispinosus
Lineage: Eukaryota; Metazoa; Arthropoda; Insecta; Hymenoptera; Formicidae
Exons: 5
Coding region: 1-1134 (377 amino acids)
Source: RefSeq, a predicted model, not a curated record